UUGGGAGUUCUAACUUCCCGAACCAGUGGCGACCUCGCGUGCAGACCGGCUUUUGAAAAAUUCGAAGUAUUGGUCGGAGUCCUGCACCUUGUGGGUCCGGUCAUCGUUCCUCCGUAAUGUUUUCCCGUCCAUUCGGACUGGUCCAAUCACAUAAUCCGAAUUAUGGAUAUUCAUGUGCGGCCGCUAAUGUGGCAAUGUCUCACCGGACGAAGGGAUACUUGCUGUCCAUCUUCUAUUCCAGGAAGGAGAUCGAAACAGGAAUAUCGAUUCUGUACUCCGGGAAUAUCUUCGCUACUUCGUUUGCGGGGUUGAUUGCUGCUGUUGCUUUCGCAUCGAUUGGUGGCGCUCAGGGACUGAAAGGGUGGCAAUGCCAUUGCAAUGUAACUGCAUGGCUAUUGCUGAGAUUUUGUAAUAAGAAUGCUGGGUAUCGUAAUCAAAGAGUUUCUGAUGAUGGAUCGCUUGAUUGAGGCGUAUCUUCGUAAGGUAGUGGAAUGAAAUCAGAUUGAUGGCUGUUCAACAUCUCGCAAUUGAUCCCCUGCUCCAAAGAUUCUACAUUUCUUUCAAAGUUAAGGCAG
This is a messenger RNA of Hyaloscypha bicolor E, 575 nucleotides long. RefSeq lists its product as uncharacterized. The transcript has 2 exons. NCBI's taxonomy places the organism in Eukaryota, Fungi, Ascomycota, Leotiomycetes, Helotiales, Hyaloscyphaceae. The record is from RefSeq and is a predicted model, not a curated record. The coding region runs from base 117 to 467 and encodes 116 amino acids.